Drosophila willistoni is the source of this 8557-nucleotide messenger RNA. It is a transcript of the gene E(bx), whose product is annotated as nucleosome-remodeling factor subunit NURF301. Gene Ontology annotation, molecular function: RNA polymerase II cis-regulatory region sequence-specific DNA binding. Gene Ontology annotation, biological process: regulation of transcription by RNA polymerase II. The transcript has 13 exons. The record is from RefSeq and is a predicted model, not a curated record. NCBI's taxonomy places the organism in Eukaryota, Metazoa, Arthropoda, Insecta, Diptera, Drosophilidae. Gene Ontology annotation, cellular component: NURF complex. Bases 201 to 8465 code for a protein of 2754 amino acids.
GAACUAAAAUGUAAGGUAAAAGUUGCUCUCGCAGUUUUCUAAAAAGUAGUUAAAUAUAUACAAUAAAUUGUGCAAAACAUUUACAAUGCCUUCCCUAUACUAGAUUUAAUGGGUAACUUUAACUCUAAAUAAACACAAAAACACGGAGCAGCAACGACAAUUACUAUUUCUACACAGUAAACGGUUUUCCUACAUACAAAAUGAGCGGACGCGGCAGCCGUAAACGUGGUCGCCCGCCAAAGACGCCAAAUGACCGUUCAUCAUCGGGCCGUUUUAAUUAUCAGCUGCUCAAGAAGCCAAAAUAUUUAAGCGAGGGCAACAACAAGUCCCAGGCAAGCACGCCAUCAGCAUCGCGCGGCAUUUCUCCACAAAGUGACGAAUGCAGCCGUAGCAGUAAUAACAAUCACAAUCGAAGUCGUGGAAGUGGGAGCACAGCUAACAAAAGGGGACGCGGACGGAAGUCCAAUGUGAACGUUAAUGCCAACAGUAGCUACUCUGGUUCGGCUAGAAAAGGUUACGAAUCGGAAUACCAUUACGGAUCGGAUUUCGGAGAUUCGGAUGAUGAUAAAUCUUAUAACGAAGAUGACAUGCUCCUCACACCAAGUGAUGAUGAAAGUUUGGAAGCCGGCAAUGAAAGUGAAUCGGAGUUCUCAGUGUGCAGCUUCACUCAAAAUGGUGGAGUUGGUCGACCACCUCGUCCGCCAAGUCCAGAUCCUUUAUGGUUGCAAGAGAGUCGAGAAUUCGAGCCGCUCGAGUUGCCUGAGUCAUCGGAAGAUUUAUUUAUUGGAAACGAGCAUGUUCUGAGAGCCCUUAGUAUUUACGAAGUAUUAAGACGAUUCCGACAUCUGGUGCGCCUUUCGCCUUUUCGCUUUGAAGACUUCUGUGCAGCCCUCGUAUCCGAAGAACAGAGCGCUUUGCUUACCGAUGUUCACAUAAUGCUACUUAAGGCGAUUUUACGCGAAGAAGAUGCCCAAGGCACUCAUUUCGGACCGUUGGAUCAAAAGGAUACUGUGAAUAUAAGCCUGUAUCUAAUUGAUGCCAUUACUUGGCCAGAGGUUUUGCGAAGCUAUGUGGAAAGUGAUAAAGAAUUUGAUCGUAGUGUCUACACAAUUCUCGGUCGUGACGAAUAUCCCUAUACAGAAGUCGAGCAUCGUUUGGUUGUGCUGCAGUUUUUAGCCGAUCAAUUCUUAACAGCAAAUUCUGUUCGCGAUGUCAUGUUGCAGGAAGGCCCUAUACACUACGAUGACCAUUGUCGGGUGUGCCAUCGCCUAGGAGAUUUAUUAUGCUGUGAGACCUGUCCCGCUGUGUAUCAUUUGGAAUGUGUUGACCCACCUAUGAACGAUGUACCAACAGAGGAUUGGCAGUGCGGGCUUUGUCGUUCCCACAAAGUGAGUGGGGUAAUUGAUUGUGUUCUACAACAGGAGAAGCAGGGUGUUCUGAUACGACAUGAUAGUUUGGGUGUUGAUAGACAUGGACGUAAAUACUGGUUUAUUGCUCGCCGCAUUUUUGUCGAGGAACAACAUAUGGACAUAGGCAGCAGUGGAUGCUGUUGGUAUUACAGCACAACAAGUAAACUGGAACUUUUAUUAAAGCGUCUUGACCCAGUGGAGUUAGAGACAAGGCUUUAUGUUCAGCUGAUGGAACGGAAAGAUGAAAUUCAGCGUCAGAUGAAGUUGACCCAGUCGCUAACGAAUGAGAAUAAACAUAGCGCCAACAAGAGGACACUUUUGGAUAUUGAGCAAACCACUACUCAAGAAUUACUACGAAAGGAACCCUGCAAUUCAAACAAUUCCUUACAUGAAGACUUGGAGAAGUCAGAUGACAAAAUUGACGAUAUUCAAAAGGCAGAGGAUAUUGGAAAUAAAAUGGUUACGCGGCAGAAAACACAUCAGCUGAAUAACGGUACAUUGUAUUUUAAACUUGGUAUGGAUCAAGGAUUUAAAAGCUAUGUUAAUCAGUAUUCAAGUAAUCCAAUAGCUCUAAAUAAACCACAGCGCAAUGAAGAACGUGAUAAACGACGCCAUUUAUCACACAAGUUUUCACUAACGACAGCUUCUGACUUUAAAUGGAUUGGCAUCACGAUGGGAACACCUGAAAAUAUGAUUACAACUCUACGGCAGACCUUAAUCAAUUUUGAGUCAAAUAUUGCAGCUUCCUUUUUAAAUCCCAAUUGGAUGCUGAACAAAAAGAUAUGGAAUAAUGCUGUAAUGAACGCUCGACGCGCCACAGAUUUUGCUGCAGUCUUGCUUUUGUUUCAAUCGUCAUUAAAAAGUGUCGUCUUCGCUAAUGUUUGGCACGAACAACUUGGCCAUACCAGUCUCCAGCGGAUUACAAGUGCUGAGCGUGAGGAGCGCAAGAAAUUGGAGAAACGUGAAAAACGCGAGCGUGACGAUGAAGAAGAACGCAACCGAUUGGCAUUCAAUUAUAUAAAAUAUUCCUUGGGACUGAAGCAUCAAGUGUGGAAACAAAAAGGCGAGGAAUAUCGUGUACACGGUCAAUGGGGCUGGCUCUGGCUAUCAAGUAGUCGACGAUGUGGAGUACGUGCGAGAUCCCGACGCUCAAAUUCUCUUGGCUUUAGUCGAAUAUAUGUGCACUACACAAUGGGAGAAGAAGAGCAAAAAGUUAACGAAAUAAUAUUAGUUGAUCCACGAACUCGACGUUUCAUGCUGCAGUGCGAGAAUCGUGGAGUAUGUCCUCACCCGCAAUUGCCGGAACAGUACUCAAAUGUCAAAGUCAUAAAUGAUGUAAGCAAUGAAAUGAUAAAUGAAGUAAGCAAUAACGUCAAAGGACAAAUCGAUGUAAGCAAAGCCUUAAAUGCUCCAGGUCGUAUAUAUUAUCCAAAAGUUGCGCGUAAAUGUCGGCGACUCGAUGAUUUACUGGAGAGACGUUUAAAGCUAGCCGAAGCUGAGGAGCAAAUUGCAACAAAGGUGGAGUCAACUGAAUUAAAAUUAGCCACACCCAUACAUGUUUCUGGAGUAAAUAGUAAACAAACGUACCUAGAAAAGAGAAUGCUUCGACUCACUGAAUCCUCAGUGGGAAAACUCGUCGGUACGUCAUCAAAUGUUAAUCUUGAUCUUGUUAAUUCGUUGGCAAAGCAAAUUCAGACAGUUCGGUUACAAUUUAGUCAACUGAAUCGCUUUGCAAAGACUUUCCGAUGCUAUACCAGAGACUGCAAUACAAAUUCAAACGCUGUUUCCCAAAUUACUCAAAAUACUUGUUACUCGCCGCUUUGUUUGCAAAAGGCGCGAGCCAAAAAGGAGCUUCUAUUAUUGCUGCGAAAAGCACAUACUGCGGGAAAUGGAUCUAAAGAAACAGUAGCAGCUAUUUUGGGGGCGGUCAAAAAACCUUCUUCCAUUCUAGAACAAAAAUUAACAGAGGGAAGAGGAAAAGGAGAAACAAAUCAAUCAAUACCAAUUGAUGAUUCUGACGAUGCUAAACUUGCUAUUGAGGUUGAAGCCCCUUUGGAUUUGCUACAAGAUUGGGAGCAGGCGCGAUCACACGCUAUAUUGUUUACUGAUAAUUUGCUCAGCGAUUGUUUGUUAGGCGAGCCGGAGAUGGAUGCUAUUGCUGCUACAGUAACCGUCGUGAAGGAAGAGGUAUCAGGUGCAGUAGACUCAAACACACAGGAUUCAUCUGACAAAAUGGAUUAUAUCGAAAACAUGGAUGUCUGCAGCAAUGUUGAAAUCGAAAGUACCGAAGAUUCUUUAGUGGCUGCGGCUAAUAUAACUGGCACUAACAUAGCUAAUGCUAAUGUGGAAGAUAAUGAUGCGAUUUCCGGUGCCGGGUCGCGGCGAAAGCGCAACCAAAAAUCAAAGAAGGCAUAUAUUGGUACCAAAGAUGUGCUUGACCAGACAUUGGAUAAAGAUAUACCAUUAAAUAAACAAAAUCGUCGGUUUCCCAUUACUCCCCGUCCAGUUAAGCGUGAGGAUAGCACAAAGUAUGAUCGUGAGUAUUUCAAAAAUGGUAAAGAGCGCAUUUACAGUGCCUCUUCAACCCGUGGACGCCUUUAUCUUCAUCGCGAUGUCGCCAAGUUGUAUGCGCAUGAACAGGCAAUUAAGUCGGAAAACGAAAAUAAGAUCAGUGUCGACAAAAAAACAGCAACAUCGCCUACAUAUGACCGAUAUCCACUUAUCUCGAAUUUCCUCACUCAUAAACAAAAGCGUAGUUUAUUGGUACUCCCACGAUACGAAUUGCUUAAGCUGGCUCGCUUGGGCGGCAAGUCGGCAGCCAACGGUUUUCACCAUGCCGCCAAAAAUAACUCCAUUUGGCAGUAUCAAUGUUCGCGUCCACUAUUCCGUACAUGCUGGUCAUAUCGCACAUCAAGUGCUACAUCGCUGUCCAGCAUUGCGUUACAAUUACGUAUUUUAUGGUCCUGCUUGCGUUGGGACGAUAUGAUUGCCAAGCCGCCGUCUACAGAUGGAAAACAUCAAGUAACUACAGAAACGGAAAUUGUUACCCUGGAAUUAUUGAAACUUCGCCAUGCCGGCCGUUAUGGUGAAAAAACUAGUUAUUUGCGACGCAAAGUUGUUAUCCCACUUGAGAUGCCCAAAACUAUAAGGGAGGUCACAUCCAUCCGUUCUGGACUUCGAAAACGGAAACGCGCUGAAUCGCCACAGCCUACUGAACCACAAAUCAGUGAGGAAUGGGUAGACGAGGAUAAACUUGAACUGUGGGAAAUAAAAUUCAUUGGCGAGAAACAAGAAAAAGCACGUUUGUCUGCUGUAACGCGUUCAGUUGCAUCUCGACAACUUGAUUCGAUCACUACCUCUUCAAUACCAGGCAGUGGUGUACCGGGACGUAUUCUCCUUGCGCCAAAACCUAAUGAAGAUAUUAAAGAGAAAAUGGAACAACAAUUAAAACUGCAAAGAGCAGCUCAUCAACAACGCAAAGUUGUUGAGGUGACUCGAUCAUCAACUACAGGUGGAGUUAAAGGACAAGUAAUUGGCAGUAGACGUGUUAUAGUUAAGAAUCCGGAUGGAACAACCCGAAUUAUUCAGCAGGCAGUUACACAAGGUGCUCGUCCCGCAACAACGACUACCAUUGGAACAUCCACAGCUGCUUCGGCUUCGACAGGGUCAAACACAUCUAAUAUUGCACAGCCUAGCACGCCAGCACCUACGGCGCCUACACCACAUAAGGUUCAAAUCAUACGUGGGCCCGAUGGCAAAGUAAGCGUGCGAGGCCUUAAUCCAGGGCAACAACUAGUACAAAUGCCGGAUGGGAAAUUACAUGUAUUGACUACUACAACAUCAUCAGCGAAUGCUGGAACAGCAGGAGCAAAGAACAAGGUACCAAUCAAAUCACUUUCUACUUCGGCAUCAACAGCUGUUGCGACUUCGUCGACGUCUGUGAUUAAACAAAUUUCUGUAAAACAUGCCACAAAAACAACUUCUGGAACUGCAUCACUGGCGUCCUCACAACGAAUUUCCUUACCACUGGCGCAAGUUAAAAAUAAAUUAUUAAUGGCUCAACAACAACAACAGCAACAACAACAACAACAACAGCAGCAACAACAAAGUAUACCUCCACCGACUGCAACAUCUACUCCUAUUCAAAAACUGGUGCCAAAAGUACUAAAUUCAGCAUCCGCCGGUCAAAACCUGCAGCAGGUAUUUGUUCAACCUGGUUCCAAAUUAGUUGUUGGUCAAAAUGCGCAAGGACAAAAGGUGAUCAUAUCCGCUUCACCUAAUCAGUCGCAGCAGCAAUCCUCAACAUCGGUUCAACAACAACAAAUUCUACCACAACAGUCAACACAGCAGCAAUCACAAGUUGUCGUCAAUCAGACAGGCAAUAAUCAACCGACGCAAAAAGUCAUUCAACAGAUUGUCAACACAAGUAAUGUACAGCAGCACAUUGUUGUUGGAGGGCAACGUAUUAUUCUUAGCCCUGGACAAACAAUAGUUACGCAACGGAAUGUUCCACAAAGUCAAGCCCUGCAGAUGGUGCAGCAGCAAAUACAAACCCAGCAGCAACAACCUCAACAGCAACAAUAUGUGGUGCAAGCCAAUCAAACACUUCAAUCGUCAACAUCUGCAACGUCCGCACCAGUACAAACUAAAAUAGUUAAACAGCUGGUUGUACAUCAACAGCAGCAGCAGCAACAAAUUAUAGAAGAAAAACCUCAUACGCAGUCCUGUGCUAGCUCAAACGCAGAGGCCAACGAUGCAGCUGGUACAGGAUCUACACAGCAAGUGAUUGUUCCAAACUCUACCUUAGCCCAACAGUUGGCACAGGGGAAAUUGCAAGUAGCGACAGUAAACGGUCAGCAGGUCAUAGUUAAGCCAUUGGGCAACAAUCAAGCACAAAUUGUAGCUCAUAUUAAACACCAAGGUGACGGCAAUGCGCACAUUGUAACUAAUAAUGCUACCUUACCAGCCGUAACUCACGAGAGCCAACCGUCUCCUGUGAAGCCGCAAGCGCAGCAGCAGACUAGUAUUAUACAAAAUAGUCCACAACAAGUGGUGCAACAGCAGGAUACUAAUUACGAAAGUGCCCCAGCACAUCAGCAACAACAGCAGCAGCCUUUAAGCGUAGAAGAAAGUCUCCUUCAAAAUCAGCCACCUGGUACAAUCAUUAAAUGUGUGACUGCACAAGUGUUGCAAACAGAACAUGGGCCUCGGAUUGUAUUGCAAGGUUUGGUUGGCAAUGAUUUUACGGCUCAACAGUUGCAGCUUGUGCAGACGCAGGUUAAGCAACAGCUUAUGAAAGCUCAAGAAUCCAAUGGAAAGUUAGGUGUUUUGGGUCCAACUAAAAUCUAUUUGGCCGUUCAGCCGGAAACAACAACGGCAACACAAUCGCAACCACCUCCGCUAACACCAGUUCAUCAGGCGGCUGCCCACCAACAAACCAACAACGACGCUACCUCGCCUACAGCCACUAACAACAUCAGUACCAAAAAUGACAUAUUAUCAGCAACUACCACAAAGGUCAAUAAACACGAGCAGCUCAUUAGAAGUGCCGAAACUGAUCAAAAUAUUACCAAAAGCAACGACGAAACCUUUAAAACAACAUCAUCAUUGCACGGCAUAGAGCAUGACAAAAUAUUUGAUCGGGCUAAUAGUAACACAAUAGGUAAAUGUACGAAGAAUGAAAAAACAGAGGGCUUUGUAGUGACCAGUGGCUAUAUACGAGAGUCCAUUUCAAAUGCACUUAAGCAAGGUGAUUUGAGUCCAGAACUUGAAGAAAAAUUAGAAAGUAUGCGCAAAAAACAAGAUCAUAAACAAGAGUGGCCAUCACCCACUUGGAGCAGUAGUGUUGAUGUAGCUGUUAACCGACGACGCACUAUAACACGUCAGCAAAAUAAUGAUGACGCAGAAUGGAAAAUCAGGCCUUCAUCUAAACGUCAUCAUGAUGCAAUGAUAAGCGGUGGUCAAUGCAACCGCAUUCUGAAAAGUAGUCGCAAGCAACAAGUUGAAGAUGUAUCCACACUUGGAGAACAAAAACAAUUGCAGCUGGAUCGCCAUAAGGAACUCCUUAAAAAGAGUAUAUUACGUAAACGCUCGCUUUUGGAAAGAAAUCUCCAAAACGAAAUUCGUGAAGAAGUACAAGCAAAAGUGCAGAGACAUGUGCGCGCCAUGACCGUACAUUCUCCAGACGAACAUAGCGAAAACGAACGCUCAUCAACCUUUGAAGACCGUCUUACAGAGCAUAAUGUAGAAACUAAGCGACAAGGUAAAUUAACAACCAGCCGGAAUCUCAGUGCAGAAACAAGUGCACCCAAUAAUAGACACAGUGUUGGUAGGCCAAAGAAACUGAAAAGAAAAAAAGAAAAGCUGUAUUGCAUUUGUCGCACACGCUAUGAUGAGACUAAGUUUUAUGUCGGCUGUGACUUGUGUAGCAAUUGGUUUCAUGGCGAUUGCGUUAACAUUACAGAGGAAGCUUCAAAAAAAUUAUCAGAAUUUAUUUGCAGUGAUUGUAGAAAAGCGAGGGAGACCCAACAACUGUAUUGUAGUUGCCGCCAGCCAUAUGAUGAAUCGCAAUUUUAUAUUUGUUGCGAUAAGUGCCAGGACUGGUUCCAUGGUCGUUGUGUUGGUAUAUUGCAAAGCGAAGCUGAGUUUAUUGAUGAAUAUGUUUGCCCGGAGUGUCAGAGAAAUACCGAUGCCAAUGCAGCUAAUAUGAAGAGUCUAACCUUAAAUGAAGUUGGCGAGCUAAAAAGCUUAAUUAAGCAAAUUCAGUCACAUAAAAGUGCCUGGCCUUUUAUGGAGCCGGUUGAUCCGGAAGAAGCUCCAGACUAUUACAAAGUAAUCAAAGAGCCGAUGGAUCUCAAACAGAUGGAAACAAAACUCGAAUCCAAUAGCUAUACCAAGCUAUCAGAAUUUAUUGGCGAUAUGACGAAAAUUUUUGAUAACUGCCGCUAUUACAACCCAAAAGAGUCGUCAUUUUACAAGUGUGCCGAAGCGCUUGAAUCGUAUUUUGUGCAAAAAAUCAAAAGUUUUCGCGAAAAUGUUGUUGGUCAAUGUAAUUGAAAUCCUUCUCUUACAGUUAAGCCGCUAAAAAGUUCUUCAAAGGUUAAAAAGAAAUUUCAAGAUUUUUGUAUAAAUACCUUUAUAUACAUAUA